GUCAGGAGGAGCUGAUGUGAGCGCUGCAUCAAGUGCGCGGCGGUGAUGCUCCCGUAUAAAACAGCCCGCUGUAUUUUGGCACAGAGGGGGAUGCAUCAGUUUAACCCUCGGCUCUGCCCUCCGGACUCGCCCAUACAGUAUUCAGCCUAGAUAAGUUGAGGGCAUGUGUGGUUUUAUUGUGAGGAAUCCUGCCGCACGAUAUUCCUGAGGAUCUCUCUCUUGUUCGGUUUUUUUUUUUCUUCUCCUCUCUUCAACUUCGAUGGCUUGAGUGGCCCAUUUGCACUCAUGCUUGCAGCCGAGGAGGGAUGUAAGGUACGGGCCAUCUACCGCCCUCACAUUGCACGGAGUAGCGGCGUGAUUCAGGUCGCUAUCUGAGUGCCAAUAAGCAAAGAAACUACUUUCGAGAUGUGAAUUAUCGAGAUUUGCUACUCAUUCCACCGGCUCGCCUGUCCUAUGCUACCGACAACGGGAUUUCAAGAGGAAAAUGAUUGUGGCAUAAACUAUUUCUGGAGACGCUUGUCACAGAUAUCGCCGCUGAACUGGACAGGGUGGAUGGUUAUUUCCCAAACAGUUCAAGCCUAUGUAUACUGCAUUCAUUUGUUGGAAUCGCUGCCUAGUAUCUUCGAGAACAGCGCAAGAGGAAUGCUGGUCCAAGAUCUAAUGCCAUUUACUUUAAGUUUUUGGCCUUUUUUCUUCGGUCAUUGCCUUCUUUCACUGUUUUUACUCUCAUGCCAGGGAGAACUCCAGAGGUCAUGCUCACGGACUGUGGCGGAGAAAGUUAGUGAACAGUGCCAGCUGGCAUGCCACUGUAGAAGAUACCCUCCCCUUCCCCCUCCGCCGCCUCCACCGCCUCCCCCACGGCUACUGGGCACCACAGUGGCAGAGCCCAUGGUGCCUUUGUUGAGGCCAUGGUGGAUGGAGAUGGACCUUAUAGUGCUUGGAACAGUGGGCUGUGCCUCAGUCGUCUUCCUCCUCUCAGCCAUCAUCAUCUGCUACAAGGCCAUCAAGAGGAAACCACUACGAAAAGAGGAGAACGGGACAAGUCGUGGGGAAUACGCCAUGAGCAUCCGUAACAAGAAGGCCAUGGGUACGAACAACACUGUGGUAUAGACUGUCUCCUGCUAGGCGCAGGAAGUGACAUCACCAUAACCGUCUGUCACCUUACCUCCCCCCCGAAUACAACGAUCCCUUCUCACCCAGAAUGCAACAGGGUUUUACCCAAGGUUUUCAAAUAGGUAAACCUUCCCUUUUUGCUUGGCAUGUUGCCCGGACUGAAGACACCAUUCAGCUCAAGAGGAGCUGCAAAAGAUGGAAGGGAGAGGAAAAAAAAGUCAAACCAGAAAGGAUGGAGAGAGAAAUCCACAAACCCCCAUGGUGUCGAAAGUGGCACAGCAGGCUGAACAUUAUGCUCUUAGUAACAGCAAGUGUUGCUGACAGGCUGGUUGGCUGCUGGCUGGAGAGGGACUGUCUGCCAGUCUGCUGCAGAUCCAGACUUCACACACUGUUGACAUCUGCAAUGGAACAACAGACAAUACAGCAUCCCUGCAGUCCCACGGGUGGCCAGACAGGACAAGCCCAUCACACACAAUAAAUAACUUGCAUGCAGUUUUUACAGAGAAUGCAACAUUUUUUUUAUAGUCCGAUCCCGACACUGUCCAUCUUUGGUUCUCCAUUUUUUUUUUGAGACAGAUGCUUUGUGAGAGGCAUGAUGUUCCUGUCGGCCCUGGCUCUGAGAUGUGGAUUCAUCUGACUAUGCAAUUUAAAGAAAUCCAUAUAUUAAAAAAAAAAACAGGAGCAACAACAUCAACAUGGGACAUUCUGGUUAUUUUACCAUGCCAAAAAUGCCACUGAAGACUUAGGCUCAAUGUAAUAUACUCCAGUCAUUCAUCAGUUUAUUUGCUCCAUUUAUUUACUUAUCUACUUUUGAAUUUAUUUUUCUACUUAAAAGAAAAAAAAACUGUCUUGUAAGUUACUCACAUCUUUCUCAAACAUCUUAAUGAAUUCAUUUUAUUUCUUGAUAGCUCUGUUUUUUAAAGUGAAUAAUUUAUAAACCAUAUAAUUCAUUUGUGAUGCUCCGAUGCUUUAAGCCUGCUGUCAGUUUGUUGAGACACUGAUGCAGAAAACGUGCUUGCUCUGCAAAGAGUUUUGGUAUCAGUUGUUUUGUCUCUGGGUGUUUGAUAUGCUUUUCUCUGUUUUCCCGAGACCUCAGCUAAAAAAAAAAGUCAGGGGUCUCUAUGAUGUGCUAUGUGAAUGUGUGUUUUCCAAACAUUAUUUCUGUGCUGCAUCAUAUGCCAGUCCCCAUUUUUGAUUUGUUAUCUCAAUGCAAGCCCCCCCACUACAAGUUAAACCUGCUAUCACAAGUCGUUUGGUUAAAUCUUGUUGUUUCAGUCUUGGGGUCAGCGAGAUGCCUUCAGCCAUGCUUUGUUUGGAUUUGACAAUCUUCAUUUUUCUGUCUGUCAAGAAGGGCUUAGCCCAUCGCUAUAGAAACAGGGGACAUGAGCCCAGGGCUGACCUUGUGACUGGUGAGAGACAGGAGACUUAGCCAAUAGCCAGAGAUCAGGUUGCACAGAGGAUGGCCUCAGCAGGGAUGUGUGUGUGUGUGUGUGUGUGUGUGUGUGUGUGUGUGUGUGUGUGUGUGUGACUCAGUGCUGUCACAGGCAUCCUCCACAUCCCCCCUGGAAAAACACAACUGAGCUGAACUGGAGCAUCACUCAACGCUGCUCUGCUUUUAUACAUUAAAUCUGCGUGUGUCUGUGUGUGUGCAUGCGUCAGUGUGUGUGUGAGAGUGAGUGUGUGUGUGUGUGUGUGUGUCUGUCUGUCUGUCUGUGAGUGUGCAUGCAGAUGAGUGUACUCAGUGAGAGUGGGCUGUACUCUGUGGCUGUCAGUUAAGUAUAGAUAUUGGCUAAACUGUGGAAAAAUUUGGAAAAACACAUGCUUGCAUCUAAACAUGCACAGAUAUUAACUAACAGUAUACCCCACCAUGUACCUAUAUGAGAGAAAUGAUGGAUGCAUGAAUGUAAAUAUUGAUAUUUAAAUAUCUGCCUUCUGGACUGUUAAUUAAUGUACAGUGUAACAGAACAUAUGUUUAUACAUAGUAAAACUUAAACAAUGUGCUACCAUUUAGAAUUAUGUCAAUGUUGUCAUGUUGAUGGAGCAAGCCAUUAAUGUAUAUAUGGCAAUCAAUAGUACACACACAAUUUAUGCAUUAUACCAAACAGAUAGAAAGAUGUGCAUAAGUUGAUUUCAUUGCUGAGUUUUUCAGUUGUAAAUAAAACUGUACAUAACAACAUAGCUACAGUCUAUUGUGUUUAAAAAAAAAGCUACAUGUGCAGAUAUGACACUGUUGUUAUGCUAUGGCAGACAACCUGUACCUGUGUGUGGCGAAAGGUGAUA
Epinephelus fuscoguttatus (brown-marbled grouper) is the source of this 3393-nucleotide messenger RNA. RefSeq names its product proline rich membrane anchor 1 (gene prima1). NCBI's taxonomy places the organism in Eukaryota, Metazoa, Chordata, Actinopteri, Perciformes, Serranidae. The record is from RefSeq and is a predicted model, not a curated record. The transcript has 4 exons. Bases 454 to 1110 code for a protein of 218 amino acids.